AAUUCAUUUAUAAAAAGAUUGAAAAUUUCUCAAACGCUCCCAUAAGGAGAUUGUUUGUAAUUAGUUUUCGAAAAAUCUCUGAUAAUACAGUAUUGAUACCAACAUUAUGAAUCUUGGCAAAGCAUACCGUUUGCAAUUCACAAUUUUCUUUUGUAUAUUUUUUCUUGCGAUUGGUACUUUUGCGAUAAAAUGUACGUCUUCUCCAGAUCCUGCCAAACAAAAUAUUGAAGAUGCAAAAUGUGCAAAAGCCUUAGGAAAAGGAACUGUGUGCUCUAGUUCUGGUAAAACAGUGAAUAAUUGCAUUUAUGCUUGCCAUUCUGAUAACGAUUGCGUAAAAAGUUUAGGUAGCAAAUGUGAUAUAGGUGUGAGCCCGCAUUGGCUGUGUACAUGCAAUGUUCAAAAUGGUAAUGCUGAUUGUUAUGAAACUGGUAUGGGCUUUUGCAACGCUAAUUUUGACAACCAUUGUAUGAGUGAUUCACUGAACAGCAACGAUAUUAGUACAUAAUUUGGUUGCAAAUAAUUAUAAGAAUACAAGCAUAUUUAUGUUACGUUUAAGAUAAGUAGUUUAGAGAUAAAUUUCUGAUAGCGUGCGUGAAGCAAUUUA
This is a messenger RNA of Rhizophagus irregularis DAOM 181602=DAOM 197198, 604 nucleotides long. RefSeq lists its product as uncharacterized. Lineage: Eukaryota; Fungi; Glomeromycota; Glomeromycetes; Glomerales; Glomeraceae. The record is from RefSeq and is a predicted model, not a curated record.